AAAAGGCAGAGGGAGGUGAGGGUCAACACUGGAGACCGUAAGAAGGCAACAGUGAGGGGCAGAGAGCGGCGGCCGGAGGCUUAAAAGCCGGGCGAAGGUGGUGGUUGGAGUCCAGUCCCAGUCCGCCCGGCAGGAGAACGGAGCCACAAGGAGCGCGGGGGACAGUCGUGGAAGGAGAUGAUAAGGGCCUGUGUCCGGGAGGGAGACAGCUCCCGGGUCACAGGAGUCCCUAUCGGGCUGGCGUUUCCUCCCCCUCCCUGAGCCCUUCCUGCCGCCCGCCCGAGCAGGCCCUCCCUGGAGUUGGAAGAGCAAAGGACAGUCACCGUGGCAGCAGCUCUGUGCCUUCGGAGGUCUUUGCGCUGGCCCGCCCCCAUGCCUCUCCUCCUGUUGCUGCUGUUGCUGCCGAGCCCUUCCCGCCCCCAGUCCGUCUGCGAGGUCUCCCAGGUGACCAGCCAGGUGGAAGUGAACUGUGACAACCGGGGGCUCAAGGCACCGCCUCCCGACCUGCCGGCCGACACGGCCAUCCUCCGCCUGGGCGAGAACCCCCUGGGCACCUUCUCCAUGGCCUCCCUGCUGCCUCUGACCCGGCUCGCCCAGCUGCACCUGAGCCAAAGCCAGCUGACCCACCUGCAGAUGGACGGGACGCUGCCCGCGCUGGAGACCCUGGACGUCUCCCACAACAAGCUGCGAAGCCUGCCCCCGCUGGGACAGGCCCUGCCGGCGCUCAACACCCUCGACGCGUCCUUCAACGAGCUGACCUCGCUGUCCCAUAGUGCCCUGGACGGCCUGAGCCAACUCCACGAGCUCUACCUGCGUGGCAACAAGCUGAAGAUGCUGCCGCCCGGGCUCCUGGCGCCCACCCCCCGGCUGAGGAAGCUCAGCCUGGCCGACAACAAGUUGAACGAGCUGCCCCCCGGGCUCCUGGAAGGACUGGAGGAGCUCGACACCCUGUACCUCCAGGGGAACUGGCUGCGGACCAUCCCGAAGAACUUCUUUGGGGACCUCCUCCUGCCCUUCGCUUUCCUGCACGGCAACCCCUGGUCCUGCGACUGCGAAAUCCUCUACUUCACUCGCUGGCUGCAGGACAACCCCAAUAACGUCUACUUGUGGAAGGAGGGAGUAGACGUCAAGGCCAUGACCCCCAACGUGGAAAGCGUGCGAUGCAUCAACUUGGCCAACACACCCGUCUACACCUACCCGGGGAAGGGCUGCCCCACCCUCGGGGAUGCGGACAUAGGCUAUGACGAGUAUGAGGACGAGGACCCCUUCACCACGGCUGGGAUCACGCUCUCCACCAACACCAAAGCCCGCACAACCCACUGGCCCCCACUCUACCCAACGUCUGAUUAUCCACACAGCCAGACGCCCUAUCUGUCUUCUACCCAAGAGUCCACUGAGAGUCAGAAUACAUCCGUGACCACCCCAGAACCCACGACGACCCCCCCCACCACGGAGCCCCCCACGACCCCCACCACCACGACCCCCCCCACCCCAGAGCCCCCCACGACCCCCACGACCACAACCUCCCCCAGGACCUCCCCCACCCCGGAGCCCCCCACGACCCCCACGACCACAACCUCCCCCAGGACCUCCCCCACCCCGGAGCCCCCCACGACCCCCACGACCCCCACGACCACAACCUCCCCCAGGACCUCCCCCACCCUGGAGCCCACCACGACCCCCACCCCCACGACCUCCCCCACCCCGGAGCCCACCAUACCCCCCACCACCCCAACCACCUCUGAAAUAACCACAUUCUUAACCACCCCCAAAGCCACCUCAUUCCUUACGACCCGGCCACGUGCCACAACUACCCUCCCAGAGGCUCAAGGGGUAGCUCGAGAGAAUGCACGCAGCCCCAGAAAUGACCCUUCCCUCGGCCGGGACGCGUGCUGCCUCCUUCCCCUGGGCUUCUACGUUUUGGGUCUCCUCUGGCUUCUGUUUGCUUCCGCGGUCCUUAUCCUGCUACUGGCCCGGGACCGCCGUGUGACGCCACAGGCCCCGGCCACAGCCACAUACACCACGCAUCUGGAGCUGCAGAGGGGGAAGCAAGUGCCCGUGCCCCGCGCCUGGCUCCUUUUCCUUGCAGGCUCACUGCCCACUUUCCGCUCCAGCCUCUUCCUGUGGGUGCGGGCUAACGGCCGCGUGGGGCCUCUGGUGGCAGGACGGCGGCCCUCAGCCCUGAGUCUGGGUCGUGGUCAGGACCUGCUGGGCACGGUGGGCAUUAGGUACUCUGGCCACAGCCUCUGAGGCUGGGGGGUGUGGGGACCUUGAGAGGCUGUGAUGUGACGGCUUUCCUGUCGGGAUCUAGCUUGGGGGGUGGGGGGGGUAAUUACUUUUCCUUUAUCCGAAGCCUCUUCUCCAUAGCACGGGCACAACCUCGGCAAAGCCGCGGGGGUGGUGAGAUGCGGGAGCCAGGAGCUCAUAGAACAAGGCUCCCCACGCUGUGGCAGGGGAGGGUCCCAGACCGCUAGGCUAUUGCCAUCACCUUGGGGACGCUUCAGGAAAAAGGAGAUGCACCAAUCAGCACUCUCACACGUGUGUACUGAAAAGACCUGGAAAGAGACAUAUCGAGAUGGGAGCCUGGGGCGCCUGGGUGGCUCAAUUAGUUAACACUCAGCUCACAAUAUCGCGGUUCGUGAGUUUGAGCCCCGCGUCGGGCUCUGUGCCCGACAGCUCGGAGCCUGGAGCCUGCCUCGGGUUCUGUGUCUCCCUCUCUCUCUGCCCUUCCCCUGUUCACGCUCUGUCUCUGUCAAAAUAUAAACAUUAAAAAAAAUGUGAGCCCUGAUGACCCCUGGGUAGCAUAAA
Molecule: messenger RNA, 2808 nt
Organism: Acinonyx jubatus (cheetah)
Lineage: Eukaryota; Metazoa; Chordata; Mammalia; Carnivora; Felidae
Gene: GP1BA
Product: glycoprotein Ib platelet subunit alpha
Exons: 2
Coding region: 373-2250 (625 amino acids)
Molecular function (GO): protein binding
Source: RefSeq, a predicted model, not a curated record